AGCCCUAACUCUCUUUCAUUCUAUCUCUCUCUUAAAAGCAAAGCAUAUAUACAUAAGAAGGAAGGAAGGAAGGAAGGAAGUAAAAGUAUACAUCCAUGGCUUCAAAAACAGCCACGAAGGACAUCAUUACUCUUCGCGGAUCAGCUGCUAUUGUUAGCGAAUUCUUCGGUUAUGCUGCUAACAGCAUUCUUUACAAUCGAGCAAUUUAUCCUGAAGAAAGUUUCAGUAGAGUAAAAAAAUAUGGACUUCCAAUGUUGCUAACUCAAGAUGAGGGUGUUAAAACCUUCAUUUCCAAUUUAACUGCUCAGCUCUCUGAAUGGCUUGAAACUGGGAAGUUACAGAGGAUAGUUCUUGUGAUAAUGAGUAAGGCUACAAAUGAGGUGUUAGAAAGAUGGAACUUCAGCAUUGAAACAGAUGGAGAAGUUGUGGAAGAAGGUUUGAAAUCUGACAGUGUGUCUAGAGAAAAGAGUGAUAAAGAAAUAAUGAGAGAAAUACAAGCAAUUAUGAGGCAGAUAGCAUCUAGCAUCACUUACUUGCCUUGCCUAGAUGAACCCUGUGUGUUUGAUGUGUUAGCAUAUACUGAUAAAGAUGUUGCUGUCCCAUUCACUUGGGUUGAGAGUGAUCCUAAGCUGAUUGCUAAUCCUCAGAUGGUGAAAUUGCAUUCUUUUGACACCAAGAUACAUAAAGUCGACACUCUGGUAUCCUACAAGAACGAUGAUUCGGAUUGAAGGGGAAGGAAAGAAGGAAGGAUCUUCUGUUUUUUUUUUAUCUGAAUAUGAUGAUGAUGAUGAUGGUUGUUGUGAAUUCAAAACUUUUCUACUCAGAAUGGUUUGAUGUUCUUAAUAGUAUAAUUAAACAGGGUCCAAUCAUUUUUCUUUUGCAAUGGUAACCAUUAACUGGCCAGGGAAAGGUGGAGGGAUCAAAGAAGUUUGUUUUUUUCUAAAAAUAACCAUUGUUAUUAUUUAUUUAUUAUUUUUUAUAAAAUAAAAAAUGAAAAAGAAGUUGAUACCCAUGAUUAAUUUGCAUGUCGGGUUUAGAUUUGAAAGGAGAAAUCGAUAUAAUAAAAACAGAAGAAGGAAAGAAGAGGAUGGAUGUAUAUGAUACACCUGGGGUGACUUGGGCUGAUCAAUGGGGAGGGGAGGCGGCUGAGCCCCUCUCUUGUUCGACAACAAUAACAACAUCCUCUGAGAAAGAA
Messenger RNA from Impatiens glandulifera, 1195 nucleotides. Its product is annotated as mitotic spindle checkpoint protein MAD2. Gene Ontology annotation, biological process: mitotic spindle assembly checkpoint signaling. The transcript is spliced from 7 exons. The coding region runs from base 96 to 728 and encodes 210 amino acids. Gene Ontology annotation, cellular component: nucleoplasm; cytoplasm; kinetochore. NCBI's taxonomy places the organism in Eukaryota, Viridiplantae, Streptophyta, Magnoliopsida, Ericales, Balsaminaceae. The record is from RefSeq and is a predicted model, not a curated record.